ACCCUAAUAUAAGAGCAAACCCUAGCGCUCUCUCCCUCAGCCUCAUCUUUUAUCCACUACUCGCCGUUCUCACGCUCUCCCCUCGCCGUCGAAGUCAACAUGGCGCCGAAGAAGGAUAAGGUUCCGCCACCGUCAUCAAAGCCGGCGAAAUCCGGAGGUGGAAAGCAGAAGAAGAAGAAGUGGAGCAAGGGAAAGCAAAAGGAGAAGGUGAACAACAUGGUGUUGUUUGAUCAAGCUACUUAUGACAAGCUUCUCACUGAAGCUCCCAAGUUCAAGCUCAUCACCCCUUCCAUUCUCUCUGACCGUAUGAGGAUUAAUGGGUCGCUAGCAAGGAGGGCGAUUAGGGAGCUAAUGGCCAAAGGUGUGAUCAGGAUGGUCGCUGCUCACUCGAGCCAGCAGAUCUACACUCGUGCCACCAACACCUAAGAUGUUUUGGUUCUUUAUCCGCCUUGGUGUUUCAUUUGUUUUUCUUACCUCUUGCUGUUUGAUUCUUCAGGAACUCGUUAGAAUCUUUGUUUCGUAUUCCCUUUUUUGAGAUAUAUGGCUAUUUAAAACGCAUCAAGACUUCUAAAAUUCAGUCCAACCUUUGCCUCUUUGAUCCAUCCGUUUUGUCUUGGUCAGAUUUUCUAGAAUUUGGUGGACCGGUUUCCGUUUGGUUAUCCAUCAAAUAAUUUUAAGUUUUAACC
This is a messenger RNA of Arabidopsis arenosa, 686 nucleotides long. The record is from the annotation of a GenBank genome assembly. Lineage: Eukaryota; Viridiplantae; Streptophyta; Magnoliopsida; Brassicales; Brassicaceae.